UCUAGCCCACAAAAGGUAUACGAUAUCGAGAGACGCGAAGUCCACUUUCCACAUGCUCUCCAAUACCCGUGGAAACACCGUACAACUUCUCACCGUUCAUUUUGAUUCACAUCGCUUGCUGUACCCUCCCCUGAGAGCACAAUUUUACUGCUUUCCUUUGUAUUUGUAUGAGCAGAGGUUGUUGGAGUACUCUGAGUCACCUCUCUUGCGCCGCGCUACAAGUCUUAUGCCCAGCACGCACAUGCAUUCUAGUUGUGACACUGCGACGGAGAGUUUAGUUUUCUUCGAGUGAACUGGGCUUGCGGAUCCAGUAGGGGCGUUGUAAAGGCUCCGUUACAAUUUGCUUGUGCUUGCGAAGUAGUUCUUUCUCUCUGAAAGUGGAGGACAGAAUGGAAGGGGCAGGUGCGUCCAUGGAGGGUCAUCUUCCUGAACAUAGGAUAUGGAAAACGGACUCCUCGGACAUAAAGCUUCCCUUCGAUGUUGAGGACGUCUUAUGGCGUUACGGUGACAUCCCUAUACCGUGGCUUCCCACGUGAAGCGGGCCAGAAAGCCAAGUGCGCCUUGGAGUGCUGGAGGCAAUCGGCAACUGCAACACCUAUCGAAACCUGUUCGUAGAAGGUGAUAUAUCCAGGUUUACCGCUAGCGAAUGGGAGAUAGUCUUGAGAGGUUUUAUGUCUAGCACCGCUCUAAGAUCGCUUUCAGUUCAAAGUUUGACGUGGACAUCAGUUGCGGAAGUGGAGAGCUUGUGUUCACAGCUGGGGACGAUUCUGAGUACGUCUAGUGUAACGGAAGUGUGGAUUGAAGAUUGCAGCUUGAGUUCCACAUGUUUCUUGAAUCUCGCAUCAGGACUGCGAGAAAGUGCCCAGUCUAAACUCAACUUUUUACAAGUAUGGAACGCCUGGGCGGACACGAGUGCUUUGAAGCAAGUCGCUGACAUGAUAAACAGUGCUGCUCGAUUAGAAACUUUGUGUUUAGGGGGUGAGGUGGAUCGCAUGGUCGACAUGGACGAGGAGGCCACUCGAGCCCUGUCCCAGGCUCUGAUCCAGAGCUCGUCUCUGAAAACAUUGAAAGUGCGGAGUCCGGCAUCCGUGAAGGGCGGAGUGUCGGCAUUGAAAGUGCGGAGUCAGGCAUCUGUGAACUGCGGGGUGUCGGCAUUGAUGCUGAAUGCAUUCGCCGGAGAUGGUGGCAACCGAUCGAUCGACCGUCUUCAGCUGAUUGGAGUGUCUGGACUCGGGAACUUUCUACCGGAACUUUUUACUUCCAACCGAUCAUUGAAGGAAGUGGAGUUCACCGCCAUGGACGUGCGUCCUGAGCAAUGGGCCCUGUUGUGCCAGUCCAUACGAGAUAACUCUACAGCAACAACUAUUAAUGUAGUGAUUUUCAAGGAUGGAAUCUCUGGAGCAACCCUCGAGGAAAUAGAAGAGCUUGCGUGUGCGGCAAGCUCCGAUGUCAAGGACCCCGUAUUGCAUCUUCAAAUCUAUGCUAUGGAUUACGAUGUAUUAUUGUCUGCAUUCAACCAUUUAGGCAGGAUACUGCGCGGUGAAUUCAAAUCUGUAAAAUCUUUUGAUCUAUUUCCAGCAGUUUCUUCCACUUCAGGUAGCAACCAAAAGAGAAUGAAGUGUAUCCAUCCGAAAUUGAGAAAUACUGGAGGAAGUUCAGACCUGAAUGAACAGUUUUGGUGGAUGAGCCAAAGAAUUGAGAAGGGAAUAUGGAAGGAACUGCUCCUUUGCUUGCGUGGGAACACAAGUGUCACUACCUUGGAUUUGUUUUUUAGUCACCUCAAGCAAGAAGAGUUCAUGGACCUGAUGGAGCUAUUGCAAGUGAACUUGACUCUCCAGUACAUCGAUGUCUCCAAGACCCCGUGGGGAACGGACGGAAAGGCGGCGCUGAUUCAAGCGGGCCCUAAAGCAAAAUCAGAAGAUGGACUCUUCAUGUCUUUGUUUAGAGAAGCCAAAUUAGCAUUUGGAGAUGCAAAAGCUGGUCAACUCUUCUUAUGCGGCUCUCCUAGAGCAGGCAAGACCCAAUUGCGUCGAACCCUGAUGAGGAUAAUCCAAGUCAAGAGUUGGAUCGGGAACAAAUGGGAUGAAUUGUGGAGGACCAAAGGGAUUGAAGUGGAGUUUUUGCAGAACAAUGACAAAAUGCAAAUCUCAAUCUAGGAUCUUGCAGGACAUUGGAUUUUUCGUACCCUUCAAACUGUACUCUUUCCUCAGACUAACGACUUUUGUGUUUUUCUUUUUGUGUAUAGCCCAUUCUGUGAGGAAACAUCUUCUCCCAAACAAGAAUCUUGUUUUAGAACUGAGUUGGAGGGCUGGCUGACUUUCAUUGCAUCCAGCACUAAGGUAACUGGUCAUAGUCUUCCAGAAGUUCUUGUUGUAAUUUCACACAAGGAUAAGAUGACAUCCAGAUCUUUGACUUGGGCUUGAUCCACAGUGGAAGAACUCAGAAAAGUAUUUUCAAAGUGUGUUGAUCUCCGCCCUAUUGAAGAGUGUAUUUAUGUAGAUGCUAGGAAAAAGAAACAAGUGAUUCCUCUCAAAAAUCACAUUUUUGAUAUAUUUGACAAUUUGUUGAGUGAAAAAUCCCCACAGGUUCCCCAAUUGUGUUUUCAACUGUCUUCUCUCCUGCUUUCAAACAUCAAAGAGAACAAAAUCUGCCCUCUUUGGCCAUUAGAAAAGUUUCAUGAAUUCUGUUCUCCUAUCUUGAAACAAUUCAUUCCACUAUCUUUUGCUCACUCGGUUGAUCAUUCAAAAAUUUUAUCCUCAGUUGUAUCCUAUUUAAAUGAUGUUGGAUCCAUCAUUUAUAUUCCCAACCUUGAUCACAUAGUCGUGGAUCCGAAUUGGCUCACGAAUUCAUUUUUGGGUGACCUGAUAGCUAUGGGUCAACACUUUCAAGCUCAAGAGUCCAAGGAUGAGGAGAAAAUGAGGUCAAGGGACUCAUACACAAGCAAGGACGGAUUUGUGAGUGAGAGUGUCUUCAGUCGAUUGAUGGACACGUUCUUGGAAAAGCAAUCACGGCUUCAAAAUGUUGACAGAGAGUUGCUUGAAAAGAUUUUUUUUAAUUUAGAUUUGUGUUUCAAGCUUGAAGAUACUUCUCAAUACUUCAUUCCCUCCUUCAUCCCUGAGGAAGAACGGGCGCACGUGGAAUCGAUGACAUGGGACUCUAAGGUUGCGACUUCACAGUUUGUCAGCAUUUGGAUUCAAUGCGAAGAUCUAAAAACAAUGACACUGACUGCUGACUUUUUUCCACGCUUCCAGGUGUUCAUGAGACGCAAGUUGAUAUCCGAGAUGCAUGUUUCCAAGGAGACUAUGACAUUCUCUCGACACUAUCUGAGACUUUAUCUUGAUGGACACCAAAUCUAUGUGGAGCACGUUCAGAGUGAGAAGUCCCACAAUUAUGUAGAUGUUUUGAUGUUAUGCUCAAAGCAUAAAUCAAAAGAGGUGGCUAUCAAAUAUGCCUUGAAGCUUAUUGUCCAGGAGUUGAUAUCAUUUUGCGCAUCAUUCAACGGUUGUCCCGGGGUGGCAUUAGUGCUUGAUGUUAUCCAAACAACGUGCGUGGAGUUGCUGAUUCCGAUUCAUCUUAGAGGAGCCAUUUUGAUUGAGGAGCUCAAAUCAAAGUUCUCUAUUAACAUCAAUGAUAGAAUUGGGAUUAUUGGGUUGGAUUGGUCGCAGUCGGUGGAGGAAGAGUUGCUCCACCAUGAGUAUACUUGGCCCCCGAUUCAAAGUUUGCGAUUAAACGCAACAUUCGAACGGGCUACGAAUCUGCUGUGGGAGAGCGAUGUGAAUGAGAUCCGACAUGAGAUCCGACAGAAGCACAUUCAACAAUUGGAGUCAUUGCAGCAAAGCCUUCAGCAAUCAUUGAACAAUGAUUUGGCUCAGUCUCACUCUUAAAGUGAGAACACGGAUAGCAACUCAAGUUUACCUAACAUAAAAGACUUCAAUCCAGCUUCAGCCAAGUGCUUGACACGGGCCAGCACAAGUGUAGAGUAUCGUUCUCCCCUACCUGGGAACAAUAUCGAUCUGCUUGUACAAAAGAUUGAUGGUUUAGAUGAGAGGUUCAUAUUGAUUGAGAGCAUUGUGCAGGGACUGGAUGUGAAGAUGGGAUAUAUAGUCUCUCUACACGACAACUACGGUCAACGUUGAGUUCCUUCAUGUCUGAAGUUGAUAGGAUAAUCGGUUAUUCAGAAUUGCAUCAGCAGUCAAGAACGCCCAAGCGUCCUUACAUCACGAACGAUGUUGGAUUUUUCUACCGAAUGAGUGCAAGUCUGCAUCUGGGAACAACUGUUCGCUUACGGUUGAUGUGUGAGUCUGUCACUGGCUUUCACACCGUCAAAGAUCAAGAAGGUUUGAAGUUGCGCUUGGAUCGAGAGAAUAGCGGGUGGAUUCCAACAAUUAUUGAGAUUUCAUACAAAGUACUGUAUGCUGUAAAGACUAGAGUGGAUGUGAUCCUUGGGGUAGGCCAGGCUAUUCCGGAUUGGGAUGCUUUAAAAACCAAUAUUGUUAAACUAGAUUCUAUUAGUGAUAUUGAUCGUAGUGCAAUUCGAAAAGGUGGACAUAGUGAGCAGCUGAACGAAACAUGGUUGAGGAUUCAACAAACUCUUGCGCCUCAGCUUAAAGAUAGCUUUUCCAGAAUCUUCAACUUGUAUCUGGUGAAGUACGUGGGACAACAAAAUGAUGGGCAUGCAUGGGU
This is a messenger RNA of Marchantia polymorpha subsp. ruderalis, 4683 nucleotides long. The record is from the annotation of a GenBank genome assembly. NCBI's taxonomy places the organism in Eukaryota, Viridiplantae, Streptophyta, Marchantiopsida, Marchantiales, Marchantiaceae.